GUUGGUUGGAUCUGUGCUGUGCUCAGUCAGUGUAAUCCCGUCUCUCCAGCCGGCCGACAUGGCGACUGCGAGGACGCUCAUAUGCUCCACAACAACCUGCAUCUGAAGCGGCUCCCGGCGGGCAGCUCCGCAGCAUCACCGUCACGCUCGGCGUAUUCGUGGACAAACGCGCACUUGCACACAGUGGAUAUAUAAAUCGGGGCUGAGCGAGGAAGACCAUGGUGGAACAGGGCCAGACAUCGUUGGCCGGACAGAGAUUAGGAGCACCGGAGACUCUGGGGAUCAGCACCCUGGAGCCCGGACACAAACCACCUGCUAUGCCACCGGGACGCCUGGUGCCCAUUAGAGUUGUACUGCUCGAUGACUCAGAGGAGAUAUUUGACAUAUCGCAUCGAGCAUCGGGCCGGGUUCUGUUCGAGAUGGUCUGCUUGCAUCUGAACCUUAUUGAGGGGGAUUACUUUGGCCUGGAGUUCCAAAGCCAUCACAGAAAGAUGGUUUGGUUGGAUUUACUAAAGCCCAUUAGAAAGCAGAUCACACGGCCCAAGCACACCGUUCUUCGGUUUGUUGUGAAAUUCUUCCCCCCUGAUCAUACGCUGCUGUUGGAAGAGCUGACCAGGUACUUGUUUGCACUGCAGGUGAGGCAGGAUCUGGCCAGCGGACGUCUCACAUGUAGCGAUGCCAGCGCUGCUCUUUUGGUGUCUCAUAUCAUCCAGUCUGAGAUUGGGGAUUUUGAGGAAACUCAGUGUAGACAACAUCUACUUAACACCAACUACAUCCCUGACCAGAUGGCCCUGAUGGACAAAAUCAUGGAGUUCCACCAUAAACACAUUGGACAGACGCCAGCAGAGUCAGAUUACCGGUUGCUGGAGGUGGCAUGCAGGUUGGAGAUGCAUGGUAUCCGACUCCAUCCUGCUAAAGACAGAGAAGGAACCAAACUCAGCCUGUCUGUAGCUCACGGCGGUGUCCUUGUGUUUCAGGGACACAACAGGAUCAACAGCUUCAACUGGUCUAAAAUACGCAAGCUGAGUUUCAAGAGAAGAAGGUUCCUUAUUAAACUCAGAGCAGACCCUAGCCAAAAUGUUAAUCAAGAUACUCUGGAGUUUUUAAUGACGAGUCGUGACUGCUGUAAAAUGUUUUGGAAGAUCUGUGUGGAGUAUCACGCCUUUUUCAGGCUCUUUGAGGAGCCCAGACCCAAACCUAAACCGGUGUUGUUCAGCAGGGGCUCUUCCUUCAGGUUCAGUGGUCGGACACAGAAGCAGGUGAUGGAUUAUGUGAAGGAAAAUGAGUUUAAAAAACUGCCCUUUGAUAGGAAACAUAGUAGAGUGCAGUACAACAGCGGUCUGUCACCUCUUCGUUCUGCACAGCACCAAGUGCCAAAUCAAGCUGUCAAGCAGAGCUGGGAGGGCUCAUUUUUAGUAAGCUCAGAAGAUUCUGCAGUUAUAAGGCCACGUGGAAACUCCUCAUCAUCGACUCAGCGCAAUGGAUGCAGCGACCAAACGUACACCAUUCAGGAGGACAACAGAAGUCCGGCAGCUAAGCAGCAGCCCGUCGAUCGAGCAGAGGUGACGUGUGCUUUAGUUAACGGUCACGCUGAUGACUGUAGAGGCGCAACGCCGUCCCCUCUCAUCUCUCCCAUGCUGAAUGACACUGGUGCCAUACGUGCUGAUGAUGAAGAGGACAACAGGAGGAAGAACUGUCCCACUGAUAAUGCAUACUGCAUAGCUAAAGAGCUGCUGAGCACUGAGAGGACGUACCUGAAGGACCUGGAGCUGAUCACAGUGUCAUUUCAGGGAGUGUUGGAUGAAGAGGAUUGCGUUCCUGACACUCUGAAGACCCUGUUGAGUUCCACCUAUGAGCCACUACAUUCCCACCACACACACUUCCUCCAGGAGCUCGAGGAGCGACUAUCCCUGUGGGAAGGCCGAUGCAAUAUGCAGGUUAAAGGAGAAAUCCAUUGUGUUGGAGACCUGCUGCUGAAGACCGUACAGGAGCUGAAGGGUCUCUCAGCUCAGCUGCAAAUGAUCUCAGAGUGUGUGUUUGCGCUGGAAAGAGCGUGUGUCGCAUCCCACAGACUGGAGCACGUGUGCCGUGAGUUUGAGCUGCAGAAGGUGUGUUACGUUCCUCUUAACGUCUUUCUGCUCAGUCCUCUACAUCGCUUGCUGCACUACAGACAGAUACUAGACAGACUCUGCAAACACUACCAGCCGACACAGAGCGACUACAGCGACUGCAGAGCUGCAUUGGACGAUGUGUGUGAGUUGGAAGCUGUGCUUCAUCCUGGUCUGGAAGAGAUUGAGAACUAUCAGAAACUCCUGGAGCUUCAGAAGGAUUUGAUUGGUGUUGAGCAUCUGGUCGUGACUGGACGUCAGCUCAUCAGACUGGGCUGCCUCAGCAAACUCUCUGGGAAAGGCCUUCAGCAGCGCAUGUUCUUCCUGUUUAAUGACGUUCUGUUGUACAGCACUCGAGGGAUAACAUCAACCAAUCAGUUCACGGUGCACAAACAGCUUCCGCUGCGCGGCAUGACAAUCCGGGAGAGUGAGGACGAGUGGGGCGUCCCGCACUCAUUCACACUGAUGGUACAGCAGCAGUCACUGGUGGUCGCUGCAUGGUCAGAGUCAGAAAUGGAGAAAUGGAUGGAGGAUUUAAAGAUGGCGGUUGACAUGGCUGAAGAGUCUAAUGGACUGAACGCUGACCUGCUGACUGCUAGCAAGGAUGCCAAAUCCUCAGGGGUGUCUGAAGUGGAGUCAGAGGACGAUCUUUGUGGGUCUCGAACAUCUUUGCCACGAAACGGCAACAGUUCAGCAAACACUUUUCACCGUGGUAACACUACAGCACACGUGUGCUGGCAUCGCAACACCAGUGUUUCCAUGCUGGACUUCAGUAUCGCCAUAGAGAACAAGCUCUCAGGAAACCUGCUCAGAAAGUUCAAAAACAGUAACGGCUGGCAGAAACUCUGGGUGGUUUUCACCAAUUUCACCCUGUUCUUCUAUAAAACACAUGAGGAUGAGUAUCCACUGGCCAGUCUGCCGUUGUUGGGUUACUCAGUAACACAUGCUGGAGAGUCAGAAAACAUCCAUAAAGAUCACGUCUUCAAACUGCAUUUCAAAUCACAUAUCUACUACUUCAGAACAGACAGUGAAUACUUCUUCGAAAGAUGGAUGACCGUGAUCAGAAGUGCAACAGUCUCUGCCAGCAGAACCCGCUAUCUGAACCGGACAGAACCGGACUGAACCACAUAAAACCUGCCAUGUGAAACAGACCAAACCAGUCUGAACCCCUCAGAAACUGCCAUCUGACCUGGACUAAAAAAUAACACAAACCAACAGACCCAUGCAGGCAUAUAGGGAGCAACCAUCAGUGUGUGUGUGUGUGCGCGCUUUUAUGACGACGUCACUUUUUUUGUGACUGACUUUUUUUUAGUAACAGUGUUACAUAGUAUGACAUUAAAGGGGAAUAAUACCAUUUUACUUCUGAGCCUUUUAAUAGACUCUCUUCUGUUCAAAUACCAGCCUAUUUUUCUAAAUUAUUUGUACGUAAGAAACAGAAAGAACAUGUAAGGUGCUUAAACUACGUUAGUGACAUUAAAGUUUUAUUAUAAAUGUGAAAAUCAGAGAUUAAAACAAUAGAACAUUUCACACACCUGGAGAAGUACCAUGAUCACCAUUUUGCCCUUAAGGACAGGUGCUACUGGGAAAUUUUCACAAAAACAGCUGGUUUUUGCAUUUUGGAUAAAAGGUGUUUACAAAUCGUUAGUGAGAUUUUCAUAAAAACUGCAUUAAACGGCCUCAAAUAUUCCACGGUGCUACUGUAUGUUCACAGAAUGUGCUAAUGUUGGGUGUAAAAUAGGAGAUAAGGUUAACUGAGGUUUAUUAUUAGGCCUAUUUAUAGCGUGUGUUGACAUAAAUAUGUCACAAUCUUGAGAAACUGAAAGGGAAAGUGAUAAUAAAGGCUCAGAGAUAAAGAAAGGUGGAAUUCCCCUUUAAACUCAUGGCAUUCCCCAUAAACUCACAGGUGCUUUUGAAUGUUUGCGUUUUGUCCUCUAGUAUAAAAAAAAACUUCAUGAAAAAGCAUUUCCUGCAUUUUUUAAACUGGGCUUUUACAGAAUAUCAUUUUGUAAACGAUAUUUAAAUGUACGUGUAAGCCGUAAGUGUCACUUGUUGCCUCUAAAAGGAGGCCGAUCCAUUUCAGUGCCAUGGUUUUUAUAGUACAGAUUUCUAUGUUUCUAUGUUUUAGACUUUGUUUCUAUCAGAUGAAACCAUGUUGGGUUCCAGAAGCCAAUGUGCCAAAACCAUGUUGGGUAUUUGUGUUUGUUUCCAUUUUGGAUUGAAUAAUGUAAAGGCAUUGCAAGUUUGGGAUUUAGAGACAAGUUAUAAAAUACAUGAGUGCAUUUCUUCAACAUGUAAAUUCUGACUUAUAUUUAUAGAGUUAAAGUGCCAUAAAGUGCAUAACACACAAAAGGUAUUUUACACAACAUUUAUUUCACUCACUAUGUAGCGUUUGAUAAUGAAGAAAGGAUAUUUUGAUAUUCAAGGUUGUAUGAAGACUGACACACCUCACUGUCAUUUUAGAAAUAUUAUUUUCACCAAACUAAGAAACAUUCACCUUAGGCACUGUAUACACCCCACCUAUAUUACAACAUGUUAGUUUAGUCCACAAAAAAAUAAAGCUUUAAUAUGUGCAUACAAA
Labeo rohita (rohu) is the source of this 4686-nucleotide messenger RNA. Its product is annotated as FERM, ARHGEF and pleckstrin domain-containing protein 1. Gene Ontology annotation, molecular function: cytoskeletal protein binding; guanyl-nucleotide exchange factor activity. The coding region runs from base 219 to 3230 and encodes 1003 amino acids. Gene Ontology annotation, cellular component: cytoskeleton. The transcript is spliced from 26 exons. The record is from RefSeq and is a predicted model, not a curated record. Lineage: Eukaryota; Metazoa; Chordata; Actinopteri; Cypriniformes; Cyprinidae.